UAUUGCAAAAUGUAUUCCCUUAAGUUGUUUUCGUUAUUCUUAUGUUUUAGUAUAGUACAAUGUAACUCGUAUGGUUAUCAUAAAUUGGUGGGCAUACCGAGGGCGAGGGUGAUAAAAAUAGCUGAAGGGAUGUCUCGUAUCGUCGGAGGAUCUCAAGUUACAACGCUCAACUCUUUCCCUUAUCAGGCUGGUAUUGUAGCCACUCAGACUACCGGUGCACAAUCUAUUUGUGGUGGAUCGUUAGUGUCUACAACCAGAGUCCUCACAGCCGCGCAUUGCUGGAGAGAUGGCCAAAUGCAAGCGAGAAGAUUUACGAUCGUUCUUGGCUCUUUGAGAAUAUUCUCCGGUGGUACCAGAAUAGACAGUAGUGAUGUUGUCGUACAUCCACAAUGGAAUUUUAACGAUAUAACUAAUGAUAUUGCUAUGGUUAAAAUUACAGCUGUGAAUUUAAAUGCAAACAUACAACCGAUUGCUUUGCCAACAACUUCAGAAGCACGAGAAAAUUUUGCCGGUCUAUCCGGUAUUGCGUCUGGAUAUGGCAAAACUAGAGAUUCACAAAACAGUUUUCCGUCGACGACAUCGCUGUACCAAGUGACAUUAUCGGUGCUCACAAACGCGCAGUGUCAACAGAGGUUCAACAUGCCACUGCAUAGCAGCCAUCUUUGUACUGACGGUGUUCGCGGUGUGGGAACUUGUGAAGGCGAUUCCGGUGGCCCAUUGAGUGUAGUUUGGAAGAACCGUCGCACAUUGAUUGGUAUCGUGUCGUUUGGCCUAGGGGACGGAUGUCAACUGGGUCUCCCUUCAGUCUACACACGAGUGACCGCCUUUCUUCCGUGGAUAAAUACUAACAUGUAGAGAUAAUACAAAAAAAAAAUGUCUUAUUUAACUAUUUGUUGCCAACAACUUCGUUCGGAAUACGACUGAAUAGUUGAUGCCCUAUUGCAGAUUGUAAUUUAUCUAUGUUUCAAAUUUCAUCCAUAACCGUGGUAUAAAGCAUCCAUACAUCAAUCCAAACUUUCGCAUCUAUAAUAUUAGUAAUAUUACACUGUUAUAUUUCAUUUACAACGUCUCAAGUUGAGAAGUUCUUUAGUUGAAUACAUUCUUUAUUGAAAAAUAUUUUCUAAGGUAACGAAACUUUAUUUUAGUACAAUAUUUUAUAAUAUAUUUACGGUAAACUUACUCUACGUUUAUGUUUUAAUAGUGGUAGAGUUUGCAAUAAUAUUUAGAUAUAAGGGCUGGUUCGACCGGUGCAAUACGACUACACAGAAGACAGGCAUCAAGUGGAAGUAAUUCCGCGCUUUGUCUGAUACGUGUACGUGCUAAAAACUUUAG
This is a messenger RNA of Papilio xuthus (Asian swallowtail), 1332 nucleotides long. RefSeq names its product chymotrypsin-1. The transcript has 5 exons. Gene Ontology annotation, molecular function: serine-type endopeptidase activity. Bases 10 to 855 code for a protein of 281 amino acids. The record is from RefSeq and is a predicted model, not a curated record. Gene Ontology annotation, biological process: proteolysis. Lineage: Eukaryota; Metazoa; Arthropoda; Insecta; Lepidoptera; Papilionidae.